AAUUAUGUUUCAGUCAUAAAAAUCUCUUUGUUCGAUGCACUUAAAAUUUACCGGCUCUUAAAAUUCACAAUAAAUAUGAGUGGCAAAUCAAAAUUAUUAUUCUUGUUUUUAAUAGAAUUUCAAGUAUUUCUACCAAUAUCUUGUGUUAAAAGUCAGAUUUUGAAAGAAACAAUCGGAACCUAUAAUAAUACUGGAGGAAUAGUUCCAUUUGCUGUUGGAGGUAAACCUGCUGAAAAAGGAGAGUUUCCUUUUAUGGCUGCUUUAGGCUGGAAAGAUGAUGCAAAAAAUAUAACAGCUUUUCAUGCUGGAGGAAUGGUGAUUAGUAACAGAAUGGUUUUAACCUCUGCACAUGUUGUGUACAGAAAUGGCAAGCUACCUGAUGUAAUUUAUAUAGGAGGCAACCCUAUUUCAGAAAUAAAUUCUUUUUGGAUACCAAAUAUACAGUUUCAAGUAGUGAAUGUUACAAUUUUCCCCAACUAUGAUCCGACUCAGGGAUAUGAUGACAUUGCAAUAUUGCAAUUAAACGCACCUUCAAAGCUUAAAAAAGUGUGUUUAUGGCCCAGUCCUAAGCUGCCUAAUACUGACGCUACAGCCAUUGGAUAUGGACUCACUGACUUUGCUGGAUCACCUUCCAAUGAAUUAAUAAAGGUCAAUUUAACGAUAUUUCCAAUUGAUUAUUGCUAUGGGUUUUUCAAACGUGAAAGAAGAUUCGGAAUGGGCCUCACAAGCAGUCAAAUCUGUGCUGGUGAUGAUGCACAAGAUACCUGUCAGGGUGAUUCUGGUGGACCGCUAAUUACUAGACAUAACGAUAUAAUGUACGCUGUUGGAAUAACACAAUCAGGGCAGGCCUGUGCUGGAUUUCCACCAGCAAUUUAUACAAAAAUCUAUCCAUAUAUUGAGUGGAUAAAAUCAGUCCUGAAGGAGCAAGGAGAAUCAAUUGAGACAUGUGGAAAAGAUGUUCCAAAAAAAUCGUUUGAAAAAAAACGAUCCAGAACUGGCCGAGUCACCUCUAACUUCUCUCGAAUAAAACUUCAACAAAUUUUCUAUUUUUAGGAUAUUUGAAACGUCAAAGUAGUUAAUUUUUUUUGUUGGUUUUUGUCAGUUGAAUUGUCUUAAAAUUUGA
This is a messenger RNA of Eupeodes corollae, 1123 nucleotides long. RefSeq names its product serine protease snake-like. Gene Ontology annotation, molecular function: serine-type endopeptidase activity. The coding region runs from base 76 to 1053 and encodes 325 amino acids. Lineage: Eukaryota; Metazoa; Arthropoda; Insecta; Diptera; Syrphidae. The record is from RefSeq and is a predicted model, not a curated record. The transcript has 6 exons. Gene Ontology annotation, biological process: proteolysis.